Molecule: messenger RNA, 846 nt
Organism: Trypanosoma rangeli
Lineage: Eukaryota; Euglenozoa; Kinetoplastea; Trypanosomatida; Trypanosomatidae
Product: phosphatidic acid phosphatase protein
Exons: 1
Coding region: 1-846 (281 amino acids)
Biological process (GO): phospholipid metabolic process
Molecular function (GO): phosphatidate phosphatase activity
Source: RefSeq, a predicted model, not a curated record
AUGGAUACAAGUCAGUUGGUCUCGUUCUAUACGCAUUACCAGCUGCUUGACGUUUUGUUAGGUUUGCUUCUGCUUAUAGUCUCCGUGGUAUUUUCUAGUUGGUCUUCCCCCUACUGCCGUCCCUUUAGCUGGACUGACCCAACGAUUGAUUACCCUUAUUUCACGAGUGUGACGUUUCCGACUUGGACGCUUGUUGUUUUUAUUGUGUUGGCGUUGCUUCUUUACACCGCAGUAGUGAGUUACCUUGGGGGCACUCUCUGGGUUUGGCUAAAGGCGCAGCUUUUGGCGGUCAUUUCGCAGCUGGUGGUGGUUAAUAUGCUGAAGGUCUACGCUGGACGAAUCCGCCCCGAUUAUUUGAACCGUCUGCGAAGUUUGGGGUUUAAGGAGGAAUCGCACCAAAAUGCUGGUAUGAGUGGCACAAGAGCUGCGGAGUAUUACUGCAGGCUAGGGGAUGAGCACCGCGUGCUGCGUGAGGGACGUCUUUCAUUCCCUUCAGGGCAUAGCUCUACGUCGUUUGCAGUGAUGACGUUUAUGUCUCUUUUCUUGUUUGCAUACACGCGCCCCUCAGCGCGCGGGGGAAGCUUCUUCCGUUUGCUGAUGUCUUUGUCGCCCAUGGUCAUUGCCUUCCUGUGUGCCGUGAGCCGAACGCGAGAUUAUUGGCACCACUUCGACGACAUUGUGGCUGGCGCCUUGUUAGGGAGCGUCAGCGCGUUGCUGUGCUUCUACAAUGCUUUUCGGAUCACAGAGGGUGGCUUGUGUGUUGCAAGAGCCAUCGAGUUAAUGGAGCAAGAGGAACGCGUGGAAGCGACCCCACAUGACCCUCAGAUAACCGUGAUUGCUGGUUGA